AAUUGCAGUAAAUUUGUUUAACAUGGCACAAAAGCCUAUUCGCCCACUGAAUAUACUGAAAAGUAUUUAUUAUAAUGAAUUUCAAUGGUCUGUUGUGAAAAGUUAUGCUUUGUUCUUUUUGGGAAUUCGGAUAGCUAAUGAGUUUAUUGGAAUGGAAAUAAUGCCCCCCAUAACAACACAUUAAGGAAAAUUUGAAUUUGUUUCAAAAAUGUUAUAUUACUUAAUAUUCAACAUGAAAUCAAAUUCUAAUAAAACUAGUUAUUUAGUUAAAAU
Teleopsis dalmanni is the source of this 273-nucleotide messenger RNA. RefSeq lists its product as uncharacterized. NCBI's taxonomy places the organism in Eukaryota, Metazoa, Arthropoda, Insecta, Diptera, Diopsidae. The record is from RefSeq and is a predicted model, not a curated record. The transcript is spliced from 2 exons. Bases 23 to 184 code for a protein of 53 amino acids.